AUUCAAAUGACGUUAUGGGUUUUAUUGAAUUUUUCAUUUGUCAACAGAAUAAUAAUAAUUUUCCAAAAUAAAAGUCCGUAUUCCAAAAAUUGCCCGUGGAUCGUUCUCUGCAUUUAAUGGGUCAUAAGCGUCCCAACAUACAUUUCACGUCUCCGCAAGUCUUCGCUUGCUUCUAACGGCGCCACGUUCUUUUACACGUGGCGAGCUCCCAUUGGAUUGCGCGGAUAAUAUUCACCGCUUCUCGUCGCUAUAAAUACGUUUCCCGUUUCUGCCCCCAAAACCGAACUUCUUCUAGAACACAACACCGUAGCUCACUCAGACGAUCCAGAUAUGGAAGCUGCCGAUGCCGAGUUGCUCCCGGGUCUCCCGCCGGAGCUCGCUCUCGAGUGCCUGACUCGGUUGCCCCACACCGCCCACCGAGUCGCCUCCCGGGUGUGCCGCCGGUGGCGCGAACUCUUCCGGAGCCAAGAUUUUUACAGCCACCGGAAAAAAUGGGGGUAUACCCACAAAGUCGCGUGCUUGGUCCAGUCUCUUCCGGCCAUAUCCGGCGGCGGGGCCGGCGCCAGAAAGAAAAGCAGGUCCCCGGCGUACGGGAUCUCCGUGUUCUACCCGGCGAGUGGGUCCUGGGUCCGACUAGGACCGGUUCUGGAGUACCCAAAUGGGCUUCCCCUGUUUUGCCAGGUAUGCGGAUCGGAAGGGAAGCUGGUGGUCAUGGGCGGGUGGGAUCCGGCGAGUUACGAGCCGGUGACAGACGUCUUCGUGUACGAUUUCACGACGGGUCAGUGGAGGCGAGGCCGGGACAUGCCGUCGAAGCGGUCGUUCUUCGCGGCGGGCGCGGGGGGCGACGGGGUGGUUUACGUCGCCGGCGGACACGACGAGAGCAAGAACGCGCUGAGUUCGGCGUGGGCGUACGAUUUAGGGCGGGACGAGUGGCGCGAGUUGACUCGGAUGAGUCGGGAGCGGGACGAGUGCGAGGGGGUGGUGGCGGGGGACGAGUUCUGGGUCGUGAGCGGAUACGGGUCGGACAUGCAGGGCGGGUUCGAGGGGUGCGCGGAGGCGUACGAGGUCGGAACGGGGAGAUGGCGGCGCGUGGAGGGCGCGUGGAAGGCUGGGCGGUGCCCGAGGGGGUGCGUUGGCGUGGGGAAAGGAGGGGAGCUGGUGGAAUGGGGCGGGUUGGAGGCGUUGGUCCGAGUGGGGACGUGUGGAGUGAGGAUGGGUAAUCGGGUACUGUUGACAGGGUCAGAGUACGAAGGUGGGCCACAGGGGUUCUUUUUGGCGGAAAUGGGCGAAGGAGAAAAUGGUAAAUUGGACAGAGUGGAUGUGCCCAGUGAGUUCUCCGGGUUUGCUCAGUCAGGCUGCUGCGUUGAGAUCUGAAAAUUCAAAAUUGAAGAGAGAGUGUGUAAGAGAGGCAUUUUGAUAUGUAAUAUACUUUUUUCCUACACGAUAUGAAAAAUACGUGCUGCCUUUUUUUUUUGUUUUUUUUAAUUUGGAGGCGUUUUGAUAUGUAAUAUAUAUUUUCUUGAUAUAAAAUUAUACCUGCUGUGUUUCUUUUU
This is a messenger RNA of Malania oleifera, 1553 nucleotides long. RefSeq names its product F-box/kelch-repeat protein At2g44130-like. Bases 331 to 1374 code for a protein of 347 amino acids. Gene Ontology annotation, molecular function: protein binding. NCBI's taxonomy places the organism in Eukaryota, Viridiplantae, Streptophyta, Magnoliopsida, Santalales, Ximeniaceae. Gene Ontology annotation, biological process: negative regulation of cytokinin-activated signaling pathway; regulation of phenylpropanoid metabolic process. The record is from RefSeq and is a predicted model, not a curated record. The transcript has a single exon.